AUUAAGCAGCACCAUUGGUCACUUUCGAUUUUGUGUUAAGUUCUUUCAACACUGCUUUUGUCGAGUUUAUACUGUAUAAAAACUUUUUCGCUGUGUCGAUCAAAAAUAGCAGUAUCGGUAUGAUUUCAGAAUUAAAAAUUGAGUUGAAUACGCUAAUAAACCUGGAAUACGAUACGGCAAAGCUACAAGCCAUAAUUAAGCAGACUACACUGAAACAGCACACGGAUUUUGAAGAUCACUAUGAUUAUCUCACCAAGCUGCAAAUGGAAAAUAGGAAACUUAAGCAUCGGUUCGCCGUUAUCAAGAAAUCAAUAACAGAAGAACAAGAAACUAAUGGUAAAAUGCACAACGAUGAUAAUCUCUCUAUUACGGAACAUUUGGAAAAAGUAUUUACAUCUGCAAUUGCCAAUGCAUAUCCUUGCUUCUGUAACGUUCGAGCUAUUAUUGCCGCUGUAAAUGUGUCGUCACCAUUCGGAGACUACCAGUGCAAUAACGCUAUGGGACUAUCCAAGAAAAUGAAGAUAGAGGGGAUUAUUAAAGCUGCGCGAGAUAUUGCUGUGGAUAUUCAAAAGUGCAUUCCAGAAUCUCCAAUAAUAGAGAAGCUAGAAGUUUCAAGUGCUGGUUUCAUCAACAUUUUUCUCAGCAAGAAGUUUGCUGUGCGCUCUUUAACUAAUAUGUUGCGGGAUGGCGUUAGACCGCCAAGAGUGUUAAAACAACGCGUAUUAGUUGAUUUCUCCUCUCCAAACAUAGCAAAGCAGAUGCAUGUUGGCCAUUUACGAUCCACUAUAAUUGGCGAGUCAAUCUGUAGGCUUCUUGAAUUUCUACAACAUGAUGUUAUUCGCAUUAAUCAUCUUGGAGAUUGGGGGACGCAGUUUGGUAUGCUAAUAGCGCAUCUAGAAGAUUGCUUUCCAAAUUUUAUAAACGAGAGCCCACCAAUUGGAGAUCUUCAGGAAUUUUACAAAGAAUCUAAGAAACGCUUUGAUUCUGAUGACAAUUUCAAAAAGCGAGCCUACAACCGAGUUGUUACUCUACAAAAGGGAAAAACAGAAUCAAUAAAAGCUUGGCAACAUAUAUGCGAUGUUUCACGAAAAGAAUUUCAGCAAAUUUAUGAUCGCUUAGACGUGACAAUUCAUGAACGUGGCGAAUCAUUUUAUCAGUCACGCAUGUUGAAAGUAGUUGAAUUUCUGCGAGUUAAGGGUUUGCUCGAAUUCGAUGAUGGUCGCGAAAUAAUGUGGCCCGAUGAUAGUAAGAGUGGAAUUCCAUUGACAAUUAUAAAAUCCGAUGGUGGUUUUACAUACGAUACCUCUGAUAUGGCAGCAAUUAGACAUCGAGUUGAAGAAGACCUUGCCACUUGGAUAAUUUAUGUUGUGGAUUCUGGACAAAGCACCCACUUUAAUGCAAUCUUCAAGGCUGCGAAGCGAUGUGGCAUUUUGAAUUCGAACGUUCAUCGGGUUGAUCACGUACAAUUUGGACUGGUUCUAGGCGAGGAUGGCAAGAAAUUUAAGACACGAUCGGGUGAUACUGUAAAACUAGCUGACUUACUGGACGAGGGUAUGAAAUAUUCUUUGAAGCAGUUACAAGAGAGGGGUCGUGAUCAAAUAUUAACGCCUGAAGAACUGGUUGAGGCUCAAGAAGCAGUGGCAUAUGGUUGUAUAAAGUAUACGGAUUUGUCCCAUAACCGUAUCAGCGAUUAUAUAUUUUCUUUUGAUAAAAUGCUUGAUGAUCGUGGAAAUACUGCGGUAUAUUUACUGUACACGUACACUCGCAUUUGCUCUAUUGCUCGCAACUCCGGUGAUGAUUUUAGCAACUUGGGAGCAAUUUUAGAUACAUAUAACAUAAAACUGGAUCAUAAGAAAGAGUGGAAGCUUGCUAAAACACUGCUCAAAUUACAUGACGUAUUAAUACAGUGCGCAAGGGGCUUAUUUCUACACUACCUUUGCGAGUUUUGUUAUGAAGUUUGCGUAGUAUUUACCGAAUUCUAUGACGAUUGUUAUUGCAUUGAAAAAAAUAAGUCUGGCCAAAUUAUUAGUGUGAACCAUAGUAGAAUAUUAUUGUGUGAGGCAACCGCAGUCGUGUUACGGAAAUGUUUCCAUAUAUUAGGUUUAAAACCUGUAAGCAAAAUGUAAUACUAAAACAUAGCAAUUAAAUAAUACUGUCUGACAAAUAUAAAAA
Molecule: messenger RNA, 2172 nt
Organism: Drosophila hydei
Lineage: Eukaryota; Metazoa; Arthropoda; Insecta; Diptera; Drosophilidae
Gene: ArgRS
Product: probable arginine--tRNA ligase, cytoplasmic
Exons: 6
Coding region: 120-2126 (668 amino acids)
Biological process (GO): arginyl-tRNA aminoacylation
Cellular component (GO): cytoplasm
Molecular function (GO): arginine-tRNA ligase activity; ATP binding
Source: RefSeq, a predicted model, not a curated record